AUGUCGUCCAAGAAUCUCGUCUGGUUCAUCACCGGGGCCAAUUCAGGCUUUGGCCUCCUCCUCUCGCAGCUGGCUCUCUCAAAAGGCCACACAGUCGUCGCCACAGCCCGGAGUCUUUCAAAGUUUCCUCAGUCUCUUCGCGACUCUCCAAACGCAGACCUCAUCCAGGUUCAGGUGACAAGUUCUCCCACCGAGAUCGAGGCUGUCAUCAACUCGGCCGUAUCCAAACAUGGUCGCAUCGAUGUCCUUGUCAACAAUGCCGGCUUCGGCCAUAUGGGUGCAGUCGAAGAAGUUACCGAAAAAGAGGUCCGCUAUCAGUUUGACGUCAACUUUUUUGGACUCUUCAACUUCACAAAGGCUGUCAUUCCGCACAUGAGGACUCAGGGUUCGGGUGUCAUCUUGCAAAUCUCGAGUGGUGUUGGCAUUCUCGCAGGCCAAGGCGCUCCCAUCUACGCAGCCUCCAAGUUUGCCGUAGAAGGCUUGAGCGAAAGCAUGUAUGAGGAGCUAAAGCCCCUGGGAAUCAGAGUUCACAUCAUCGAGCCGGGGAUCUUCAGAACCGACUUUCUCAAGUCCACUUCAGAGGGGAAGAAUGUUAGCACGAACCGGGAAGGAUACCUCGACAUUGGGAACAUGCUCAAGGGUAUGCACGGAAAUCAGCCUGGUGAUCCUCAGAAGGGAGUUGAACGUAUCUAUGAGGUCGUUACGGGAACAGGAAUGGCUGUUGGUUUGGAGGAUCAGUUGCGAGUUCCUUUGGGAUCUGACUGUCACGGUAUGCUUCAGGCAAAGAUCCAGAAGUUGUCUGAGACUGCGGAGAAGACAAAGGCCAUCUCGUUUAGCACAGACUUUUAA
Messenger RNA from Fusarium keratoplasticum, 849 nucleotides. RefSeq lists its product as uncharacterized. The record is from RefSeq and is a predicted model, not a curated record. Bases 1 to 849 code for a protein of 282 amino acids. NCBI's taxonomy places the organism in Eukaryota, Fungi, Ascomycota, Sordariomycetes, Hypocreales, Nectriaceae. The transcript has a single exon.